GAGGCAGCUCAGUGCAAAAGAAAAUGGGGUUUUGUGUAAAUCUGGGGGCUUAAUGUUAUCAUAUAUCAAGCUACCUCGUAAAACCGACACUGAAGCCUACCGGACAACAAAUCACAGGUCAAAAAUAUGAGUUCUUCAUAUUAUGUGAAUGCUCUUUUCAGCAAAUAUACGGCUGGGGCUUCUCUCUUCCAAAACACUGAGCCCACUUCUUGUUCCUUUGCUACCAACUCCCAGAGAAGCAGCUAUGGAGCCGGCACCGGUGCCUUUCCGCCAUCAAUGGCCAGUCUGUACAAUGUGAACAGUGCACUCUAUCAGAACCCUUUCUCUGGAUACAGCCUGGCCUCAGACGCUUAUAACGUGCAUUGUUCGUUUGAUCAGAACAUUCCGGUGCUCUGCAAUGACCUGGCCAAAGCCAGCUGUGACAAGGCGGAUGAAUCUACCCUGCACUCCCAGACUGACAGUAAUUUCCGCAUUUACCCGUGGAUGAGGUCUUCAGGACCCGACAGGAAGAGAGGUCGGCAAACAUACACUCGUUACCAGACCCUGGAGCUGGAGAAAGAAUUCCACUUUAACCGCUACCUAACCCGGAGGAGGAGAAUAGAGAUCGCCCACGCUUUGUGCCUGACAGAGAGGCAGAUCAAAAUCUGGUUCCAGAACAGGAGGAUGAAAUGGAAAAAGGAGCAUAAAGAUGAGAACGGCGGUACCUCUGAUGCUGGGGAGCAGACCCCAGCACCUACUACUACAUCUGAUGAAGACAAGGACAAAAAAGGGGAAUAAUGUGCCUGCAGGGGAUGGGGAAAAGGGGGAGGGGUGUUCAAUGUACUAACUAGAAUUUGCACGGGACAGUGAAAGAAAGCAAUUUUGAAAAAAUAAUUUCAAACUGUAUUUGAUGUCUCUUCGUGGAAGAAAUAACUGAUAACUGAAAGCAGGCCAUUGAACGUCUUGAACGUCUUCAGCACAGCGCCCAUGAGGUGCAACCUAC
Nanorana parkeri is the source of this 982-nucleotide messenger RNA. It is a transcript of the gene HOXA7, whose product is annotated as homeobox A7. NCBI's taxonomy places the organism in Eukaryota, Metazoa, Chordata, Amphibia, Anura, Dicroglossidae. Bases 127 to 777 code for a protein of 216 amino acids. Gene Ontology annotation, molecular function: DNA-binding transcription factor activity, RNA polymerase II-specific; RNA polymerase II cis-regulatory region sequence-specific DNA binding. The transcript is spliced from 2 exons. Gene Ontology annotation, cellular component: nucleus. Gene Ontology annotation, biological process: regulation of transcription by RNA polymerase II; anterior/posterior pattern specification. The record is from RefSeq and is a predicted model, not a curated record.